Molecule: messenger RNA, 1284 nt
Organism: Liolophura sinensis
Lineage: Eukaryota; Metazoa; Mollusca; Polyplacophora; Chitonida; Chitonidae
Product: mitochondrial amidoxime-reducing component 1-like
Exons: 7
Coding region: 14-1000 (328 amino acids)
Molecular function (GO): catalytic activity; pyridoxal phosphate binding; molybdenum ion binding
Source: RefSeq, a predicted model, not a curated record
GGCAAGUGUCAACAUGGUGGAAAUACUCAGCGGGAUAUUUGACGAUUCGGCCAGUUCUGUGCUUGCCUUUCUAGCCGCUGGAACGGUGUUCAAAAUCGGGGCCUUUCUCUGGCUUCGUAAGAAAAAGGAUGAACGGUUUGUGCCCGUUGGGCAGGUCACUCAAAUUAACCUGUUCCCGGUGAAGUCGUGUAAAGGCAUUCCAAUCCGGUCGGCGAGGGCCACAGAGAUUGGGGUUCUUUACGAGGGGGUGCAGGACAGGUCAUUUUUGAUCAUAGGAGCAGAUCAUGUCUACAUCACCCAAAGACAGGAGCCCAGCAUGGCUCUGAUUGUGCCCAGUAUACAUGGCGAUAUGCUUCACCUGGAUGCCCCGGGAAUGCAAACCCUCAAAGUGCCAAAACAUUUACCUGUGCUCGACAGUAACCUGACUAAGUUUCAGGUAAAGCUUGACAUCCUAAAAGCAGUAGAUUGUGGCACUGAGGCGGCAGCCUGGGUCAGUAAAUAUUUGAAAAGACCAGGACUGAAACUUCUGUACUAUGCACCGGAGUUGCCCAAAAGAGAUCUGACUGUAGUGAAGAAAGCUUGGGAUACCAGAGCUAAAACUGGAGACAAGACUAACUUCUCUGAUUUCUGUGCCUACCUCCUGACGAGUGAGGAGUCCCUGGCGUCUGUUAAUUCACAACUGGAGGAGCCAGUUACAAUGUGGAGGUUCAGGUCAAACAUUAUCAUGAAAGGCUCCCCAGCUUUUGAAGAGGAGAAGUGGAUAGAGUUUCGUAUAGGAGGCGCAAGGUUUAGGGCUUUGGAUAUUUGUGCCAGGUGUGUCCUGACCACUGUUGACCCAGACAAAGGUGUUAAAGAUCCAAACAAAGAACCCCUGAAGACUAUGGAAAUAUACCACAGCUCUAAAGAGUACAACAAUAAGGCGUUGUUUGGACUGGAUGCUACAGUGGACUGGCCGGGGGACAUCCAUGUGGGAGACAUAGUGUAUGCCCUGAAGGCAUGACUGAAUCUUAAGCUCAGGGAGGGUGGGGUGCAUUGAAGCUGGAUGAGGCAUUUCCCAGCAUUACUCUGGUAGAAAUUUCAUGUAUGGAUCUGUUGGACUCAAUUUUUAUACCAUUUUAUCAACAUAAUUAUGUUUUCUUCAACUUACCCAAUACUACCUUGGAUGUUGACGCUGUGAUACUUGCUGGUUUUUUACGGUCAUUAAAUGUAUUUUUGGGUGCAUUUUUUGUUACCUUUUGCUACGUCUCAAACAGGGGCCAAUUCCACAAAGCUGUUUCGAAUAUA